Molecule: messenger RNA, 3730 nt
Organism: Archocentrus centrarchus (flier cichlid)
Lineage: Eukaryota; Metazoa; Chordata; Actinopteri; Cichliformes; Cichlidae
Gene: enpp2
Product: ectonucleotide pyrophosphatase/phosphodiesterase 2
Exons: 25
Coding region: 113-2791 (892 amino acids)
Biological process (GO): immune response; phosphatidylcholine catabolic process
Molecular function (GO): calcium ion binding; alkylglycerophosphoethanolamine phosphodiesterase activity; phosphodiesterase I activity
Source: RefSeq, a predicted model, not a curated record
CCCUCCCUCCCUCCUGUUCCUCUUCAACGGUCCUCCUCUCUGGUGGUCCUCGGUCAGCAUCACUCCCUCACGGAGCUCCACCGCGGGAACACGCUCGGCCUGACAGAGGAACAUGCUGCUGCGCAAACCGUUUGUGUGGAUCCUGUCGGUCCUGUGUGCCGCUGAUGUGUGUUGGGGUUUUGUGUAUGACCGGCCCAAACGCUCAGGAGAAGAUGGGACAUCAGCCAGGACAGAGGCUCGCUCUGCGUCUCCCUACGUGCCGACCUCCAGCUCCUGCAGAAAUCGGUGUUUUGAACUGGUUGAAUUGGAGCCACCAAACUGUCGCUGCGACAACCUGUGUAAAACCUACAACGGCUGCUGCUCAGACUUUGACCAGCUCUGCCUCCGCACGGAGGGGGGCUAUGAGUGCAGUAAGGAUCGAUGUGGGGAGACUCGAAAUGAACAACACGCCUGUCACUGCUCUGAUGACUGUCUGGCCAGAGGAGACUGUUGUACCAACUACAAGAAGCUGUGCAAAGGAGACACUUCAUGGCUGCAGGAAGAAUGUGAGGAGAUCAGGACUCCUGAAUGUCCUGCUGGGUUUGUGCGUCCGCCACUCAUCAUGCUGUCAGUCGAUGGAUUUAGAGCUUCUUACAUGAAGAGAGGGAACACUGUCAUACCCCACAUUGAGAAACUCAGAACAUGUGGAACCCAUGCGCCCUACAUGAGACCUGUUUAUCCCACAAAAACCUUCCCCAACCUCUACUCACUGGCUACAGGGCUUUUCCCAGAGUCUCACGGCAUCGUUGGAAACUCCAUGUACGACCCAGGGUUUGAUGCAACCUUCACCCUGAGAGGCCGAGAAAAGCUCAAUCACCGCUGGUGGGGUGGACAACCAAUCUGGAUCACAGCGCUCAGACAAGGAGUGAAGGCUGCCACCUUCUUCUGGCCAAUUGCCAUCCCUUUGGAGAGAAGGAUACUGACCAUGCUGCAGUGGCUUCACCUACCUGAAGGAGAAAGGCCCUAUAUUUACGCCAUGCACUCUGAACAGCCGGACACAUAUGGACACAAAAUGGGGCCCAUGAGCACAGAUUUGAACAGCUCUCUGAGAAUGAUUGACAGAAUCGUGGGCCAGCUCAUGGACGGACUCAAGCAGAUGAAAUUGCACCGCUGUGUCAACAUCAUUCUGGUGGGGGACCAUGGUAUGGAGGAGGCCCACUGUGAUCGGACCGAGUUCCUCAGUAACUACAUGACCAACGUUGAUGACAUCAUCCUCGUCCCUGGGGCCCUUGGUAGAAUACGCUCCAGGCAACCCAACAACAUCAAGUAUGAUCCCAAGGCUGUUGUGGCCAAUCUAACAUGUAAGAAAGUGGACCAGCACUUUAAACCAUACUUGAAGCAGCACCUGCCAAAGAGACUGCACUAUGCUAACAAUCAACGCAUUGAAGACGUCCAUCUGCUGGUGGACAGGAAGUGGCAUGUUGCCAGGAAAGUCCCUGAAGGCAGGAGGCACUGCGGCUUCGCUGGAGACCAUGGAUAUGACAAUAAGAUCAACAGCAUGCAGACUGUUUUUGUUGGGUAUGGACCUACAUUUAAAUUCAAGACUAAAGUUCCAGCCUUUGAAAACAUUGAGCUUUAUAACGUCAUGUGUGAUCUCCUAGGUCUGAAACCAGCCCCCAAUAAUGGAACCCAUGGCAGUCUGAACCACCUGCUAAGAAGCCCCCCCUACAGACCCACCAUGCCAGAGGAGGUCUCCGGCCCAACAGCCUCCGGUCUUGUUCCUGCAGGAACAGACAGCUUGGGCUGCAGCUGCGAUGAAAAGAUCUCUGGCAAGAGAUUGUUUCAAUCUCCGAUCUUUUUGCAGUUGCGUGUAAAAAGUAGGGGCCAGAGAGGUUUGAAAGUGACCCUUGUACGAGGCUAUAACCUGGAGUCACUCUGGCUCUGUCUCUUACAGAACAAAGUGGAGGAGUUAAACCAGCGACUGAGGCAAGCUAUGGAUGACAGCAGGAACCUGCCGUACGGUCGACCUGCUGUCCUCUUCCGUACCAAAUACUCCAUCCUUCACCACAGCGACUACAUCAGUGGCUACAGUGAAACUCUCUCCAUGCCUCUCUGGACAUCGUACACUGUCAGCAGACAGGUAGAAGUGUCUCCUCUGCCUGAAGCUCUGUCCAACUGUGUAAGACCUGAUGCCAGAGUCCCUCCAGCUUACAGCCAGUCUUGUACCAACUACAGAGCAGAUAAACAGAUCACCUACGCCUUUCUGUACCCACCACAACUGUCCUCAAACAUAGACAAAAAAUAUGAUGCUGUCCUCAUCACCAACACUGUUCCCAUGUAUCCUGCAUUCAAGAGGAUAUGGGGUUAUUUCCAGAGAGCGUUGGUGAAGAAAUAUGCCACUGAGAGAAAUGGAGUGAACAUACUGAUUGGACCCGUGUUUGACUACAACUAUGAUGGUGUCAGGGACUCAGCUGAGAAGAUAAGAGAGUAUGCGAGUGGUACAAUCCCGAUCCCCACUCACUACUUUGUGGUCCUGACGAGCUGCUUGGACUUCGCGCAGGCUGCAGACUCGUGUAAAGGACCGCUCAACAGUGCCGCGUUCGUCCUGCCUCACAGACCCACCAACGAUGAGACCUGCAAUAGCUCAGAGGAGGAGUCUCGCUGGGUGGAGAGUCUGAUGAAGGUGCACACAGCUCGGGUCAGAGACGUGGAGCUCCUGACAGGUCUGGACCUUUACCGCAGAACCAGCCGGAGCUACGCUGAGAUCCUCUCGCUCAAGACCUACAUGCACACCUAUGAGAGUGAGAUCUGAGCUCUGCUAAUGUUACUGACUUUAUCGUCAGCCGUGGUGGACGUAUGUGGUACCGGGAAGAGAUGGAGUCAUCUCCGUAACACUGACCGCACCAGCUGCUCAGUGUUGUGGUCCCUUCAUGUGUUUUCAUCUCGUUCACUUGAUCCUUGUAAUUUUAGAUACAUUUUGAACACCACUCAGCUACCAGGUGUAGUUCUGGCCACCUGAGCUUCUUUAACGUUUGGAAAGCAUAAUUAUGAUGUUUGCACUGUUGUGUUCAUGCUUUUCAAAAGAUGUGCCUGCUUUCCGGACCAACAUCCAUUCACAUAAAUGCUGCCACACACUAACGUCAAUUACUACUCAUCCAUCCAACCAUGGAUGGAGCCACUCAGAGGGCGGGGUGUGACUGGAAAAGAUCACAGCUGAUAAUGAGGAAGCAUAUCUGUCUCCCACUAUUCAAAGAGAAUUAGCACCACAACAAAGAGACCGUUCCAGAGACACGAACAGGCCGACAGACGAUGAACAAAGACCAAUCAGGAUGUAAGAGGUUUUUUUUUUUUCAAAAUACAAGUAAUCUUUUAAAAUUCAAGUGUAUAUUCUCCUCUGUAUGUAGGCUGUAUAAUAUUCCAGGUGAACUGGAACACUUUUAGUUCCUCACUUCUCCCAGGUUCUCGGAGCACUGUGGUUCUUCCUGAUUUAUCUUUUGAGUGUGAGUUCAAGACUCUCUCUGGAAUCACAGCAUCUUUAGGUUGUGCUUUGGUCAGUGUGGGCAGUUUUUCUGUGAAUCCAUGAGUAUUAAUGCAAAACAGUUCAUCUGCUCCAAGUUAUUUGAUGUUCUGGCCUCUGUGGAUCUACACUGUUGCCUCCACGUGUCUGCAGUUUUUCUGUCAGGUCGUAUUAGGAAAAUACACCCAAUAAAUUCAGUGAACAUUCCAAAGAAAUUUCCAAUGAAUUAAUUAG